Messenger RNA from Protobothrops mucrosquamatus (brown spotted pit viper), 1106 nucleotides. It is a transcript of the gene CWC15, whose product is annotated as CWC15 spliceosome associated protein homolog. The record is from RefSeq and is a predicted model, not a curated record. Gene Ontology annotation, cellular component: catalytic step 2 spliceosome. Lineage: Eukaryota; Metazoa; Chordata; Lepidosauria; Squamata; Viperidae. Gene Ontology annotation, molecular function: RNA binding. Gene Ontology annotation, biological process: mRNA cis splicing, via spliceosome.
GUUUCUCUAUGAUUUCGUGUGCGGUGGAUGCUGGCCUGCGGGAGGAAUAAUGGCGGGGCGGGCCUAGCUGUGCGGCGGUAACCGCGAGCCUUGGGUCGAGCUACAUGGUGGAUCUCGUACGUGCUUCAGAACCCGGAAGCUGCUCCAUUUAAGCCAGUCGUUACAGCAGGUUUUAACCUACAUCCAUGGUGUGAGUUUGAUUCCAUGCUUUUAAGAUGACCACUGCUGCUCGACCAACUUUUGAACCUGCCAGAGGCGGAAGAGGGAAAGGAGAAGGGGACUUAAGUCAGCUCUCCAAGCAGUAUUCUAGCAGGGAUCUUCCUUCUCAUACGAAAAUCAAAUACAGGCAGACCACUCAGGAUGCCCCCGAAGAGGUGCGCAACCGCGACUUCAGGAGAGACUUGGAGGAGAGGGAGAGAGUUGCAGUGAGAGAGAAGAACCGAGACAGGCCAGCCCGAGAACACACCACUUCCUCUUCGAUCUCCAAGAAACCUCGACUCGAUCAGAUCCCUGCAGCUAACCUGGAUGCAGAUGAUCCUUUGACAGAUGAGGAAGAGGAGGAGGAAGAUUACGACGAAGAGAGCGAUGAUGAUACAGCUGCUCUGUUGGCUGAGCUAGAGAAGAUAAAAAAGGAACGAGCCGAAGAGCAAGCCCGAAAGGUGGGACGACGAUGUCGUCUUCAAGAAUUGCGCUAAGGGUGUAGACGAGAUAAAAAAAGACAAACGAUUCGUCAAUGACACGCUGCGGUCUGAAUUUCACAAAAAGUUUAUGGAAAAAUACAUCAAGUAGGGUCUCGUUUUUGAAUAGUCUGUGUUGCCGAUAGGUUGUGCGGGGCGCAAGUCGUUUGACUUCCAUCGGAAAAAAUGCUGGCUUGGAUGGAAAAUCUGUCCACAAUGGGCAGGUAUCCUUCAUGAUCAUAGGUGUCUUUUUAACUUAAUUCCUCAUCUGGCAUAUUUUGCAUGAUUUGUUGUUGUAAACCUAUCCCCUGCCCUCCCCUCCCCCUUUCUUGAAGAUGUUGGUUUCCUUAUUGCGAUGAAUGUAUGUUCACCGGAAAAUCAUUCUGUAAAUGUUUUGAAAAUGACUUCCAAUAAAUCCUUCACUUACGA